Macroventuria anomochaeta is the source of this 1308-nucleotide messenger RNA. RefSeq names its product SURF1-domain-containing protein. Gene Ontology annotation, cellular component: mitochondrion; membrane. The coding region runs from base 10 to 1020 and encodes 336 amino acids. Lineage: Eukaryota; Fungi; Ascomycota; Dothideomycetes; Pleosporales; Didymellaceae. The transcript has 3 exons. Gene Ontology annotation, biological process: mitochondrial respiratory chain complex IV assembly. The record is from RefSeq and is a predicted model, not a curated record.
CUCACUAUAAUGUCGAAACCACACCCCUUCCUACGCCUCUUCAGGCAAUACUCCACACAGACCAGUUCCGCCUUCGCCUGCACAACCAGAACAACGACUGGCCCUCAAUGCCUACGAACACGCCUCUUAUUCCGACGAACACCAAAUACCACAUUCUCGUUCGCUCAGAGAAGGUACGCCCACGGCCCCGACGGACUCGACCCAAAUUUUAUCUCGAUCCUCGACCGCCCCGCAAAAAUGGCACGAGUAGGCAAACAACAUGGUCCCGGCCUCAUUAUCCUCGCCAUGAUACCCAUCACCGCGUUCAUCUUGGGGUGCUGGCAAGUCCAACGUUUGGGCUGGAAAACCGAACUCAUCGCGCGCUUCGAAGACCGCUUAACCUUCCCGCCGUUGGAACUACCGCUGCGGAUCGAUGAGAGUAUGACCAAGGACUUUGAUUACAGAAAAGUGUACGCGAAGGGCAUACUACGACACGACCAAGAAAUGCUGAUUGGUCCGCGCCUACAAGACGGCGAAGACGGAUACACCGUCGUGACACCCUUGGAGCGCUUCGACGAGCGGGGAAACAGUCACAAAGUGCUGUGCUGCCGGGGCUGGAUCAAGAAGGAUGCGGCGAAGCAGUGGUUUCGAAAGAAGAACGGGGCGCUGCCGGAGGGCGAAGUCAUGGUGGAGGGACUGCUGAGGAUCCCGCCGAAGGGAAACAUGUUUACGCCGAAGAACGAGCCGGAGGUAGGGAAGUGGUUUUUUCCGAAUGUCGAGGAGAUGGCGGAGUGGACGGGGAGCCAGAGGGUGUGGAUUGAGGAGACGAUGACGCCGGACCUGCUCACCAACUAUGAGCGCGAACCUAAGGGUGUGCCGAUUGGGCGGGCGCCGACGGUAAAUCUGAGAAACAACCACACGCAGUACAUCUUCACAUGGUAUGCGUUAAGCUUCGCCACAUCGAUCAUGUUCUGGAUGGUCGUCAAGAAGCCGCUCUCCGGCACACAACGGCGUGUACGCCACAGCUCAGAGUGGUCAUAAAGUCUUUACCCCCCCCCCCCUUUACCAUCUUCCGCCCUUCACUCAUCGUCUUCCUCCUGUACAGUAGCCAAGCGUUUCCGCUUCUGGCCCUUGAGCUUCGGCUGCGGUUCCAUCCUGAGCUGCUGCAGCAACUCUCUUGGCAGCAUUUUCUGCGCGAGCGAGAAGCUCGUCGUGUUGCUGCUCGUCUUGCGCGUUCUAGUCGCGUCAGCAUUGUUGUAGCGUAGAAAGCAUCUAUACGUAUAUGUACAGUAAGUAAGGAAAUGUAACAUACCGUCUCAUGAGCGCCAG